Molecule: messenger RNA, 420 nt
Organism: Morchella sextelata
Lineage: Eukaryota; Fungi; Ascomycota; Pezizomycetes; Pezizales; Morchellaceae
Exons: 1
Coding region: 1-420 (139 amino acids)
Source: RefSeq, a predicted model, not a curated record
AUGUGUGCCCCAAAGCAGGAAGAGUUGGCGUCCCUCAACGACAGCCACAAUGAAGUCCAGCUCCUUACUAGGCUCAGGUUCUCGGGAUUUGCCGACCUUGAAUACUAUCAAGCUUCAGAGGUUCCGCUUGGGAAUGAGAAUAGCGGUAGGCAUGGAGAGGAUAGCGGUAGGGAUAUGGGGAAGAGUAGAGAGGGGAGCGGGAGGGAGGGAGGGAGGGGGCGAGUACGGGGAGGGGGUAGAGAGGGGGGCGUGGAGGAAAGCGGACAAAAGCAUAGGGAGGUCAAUGUGAACAAGGACAGAAACCGGGAGGAAAAUGAGAUUCUGAAGGUUAUAACAGAUUAUCUGUUGAUAAGCUUUUUGCUGAGUCUGGUCAUUAAUAUUUUGCUCUGGUAUUUCAAGUUCAAGGCUGUUAAUCUUUGA